Echinops telfairi (small Madagascar hedgehog) is the source of this 1866-nucleotide messenger RNA. It is a transcript of the gene CDH3, whose product is annotated as cadherin 3. Gene Ontology annotation, molecular function: calcium ion binding; cadherin binding. The coding region runs from base 9 to 1811 and encodes 600 amino acids. Gene Ontology annotation, cellular component: plasma membrane; cytoplasm; catenin complex. Gene Ontology annotation, biological process: multicellular organism development; homophilic cell-cell adhesion; adherens junction organization. The record is from RefSeq and is a predicted model, not a curated record. The transcript is spliced from 11 exons. Lineage: Eukaryota; Metazoa; Chordata; Mammalia; Afrosoricida; Tenrecidae.
AGGGGGCAAUGCCAGGAACGCCUGUCAUGCAAGUGACGGCCACGGAUGAGGACGAUGCCAUCAACACUUACAACGGGGUGGUUGCCUACUCCAUCCACAGCCAAGAGCCAAAGGACCCACAUGACCUCAUGUUCACCAUCCACCGCAGCACGGGCACCAUCAGCGUCAUCUCCAGUGGCCUGGACCGGGAGAGAGUACCCGAGUACACGUUGACCGUCCAGGCCGCAGACAUGAACGGAGACGGCUCCAUCACCACGGCAGUGGCGGUGGUGGAGAUCCUGGACGCCAAUGAUCACGCACCCGUGUUUGACCCCCAGGAGUACGAGACCCGAGUGCCUGAGAACGCCGUGGGCCAAGAGGUACAGCGACUGACGGUGACUGACCUGGACAUCCCCAACUCACCGGCAUGGCGCGCCACCUACCGCAUUGUAGGAGGUGAUGACGGGGACCAGUUUGCCAUCACCACCCACCCUGAGAGCAACCAGGGUGUCCUGACAACCAAGAAGGGCUUGGAUUUCGAGGCCGCGAACCAGCACACCCUGUCCGUGGAAGUGACCAACGAGAGCCCCUUUGUGGUGAAGCUCCUGACGUCCACAGCCACCGUCGUGGUGCACGUCGAGGAUGUGAAUGAGCCGCCCGUGUUCGUCCCCCCCUCCAAAGUCGUCGAGGUCCAGGAGGGUACCCUCGCCGGCGAGCUCGUGUGCACCUACACGGCGCAGGACCCUGACACGGAGCACCAGAAGCUCAGCUACCACAUCCUGAGAGACCCAGCAGGGUGGCUGGCGAUGGACCCAGACAGUGGGCAGGUCACUGCGGUGGGCAUCUUGGACCGAGAGGAUGAGCGCUUUGUGAAGAACAACGUCUACGAAGUCAUGGUCCUGGCCACGGAUGAUGGGAGUCCUCCUACGACCGGCACAGGGAUGCUCCUGCUCACACUCCUCGACGUAAACGACCAUGGCCCAGUACCCGAGCCCCAUCAGAUCACCAUCUGCAACCAGGACCCUGUGCCCCAGGUGCUGAACAUCACAGACAAGGACCUGUUCCCCCACACCUCCCCUUUCCAGGCCCACCUCGCCCACGACUCUGAUGUGCACUGGACGGCAGCGGUCAACGAGAACGGAGACGCAGUGGCCUUAUCUCUAAAGAAGUUCCUAAAACAAGACACAUACGAUGUGCAUCUUUCUCUGUUGGACCACGGCAACAAGGAACAAGUGACAGUGAUCAAGGCUACCGUGUGUGACUGUAGCGGCCACAUGAAGACCUGCCCCGAUCCCUGGAAGGGGGGGUUCGUCCUACCCAUCCUGGGUGCCGUCCUGGCUCUGCUACUGCUCCUCUUGGUGCUGCUUUUGUUGGUGAGAAAGAAGCGGAAGGGCAAGGAGCCCCUUUUGCUCCCGGAAGAUGACACCCGGGACAAUGUCUUCUACUACGGUGAAGAAGGGGGUGGUGAAGAAGACCAGGACUAUGACAUCACCCAACUCCACCGUGGUCUCGAGGCCCGGCCAGAGGUGGUUCUUCGCAACGACGUGGCACCAACCUUCAUCCCCUCACCGAUGUACCGUCUGCGUCCUGCCAACCCAGAUGAAAUUGGCAACUUCAUCAUCGAGAACCUGAAGACGGCCAACAGCGACCCCACGGCCCCGCCCUACGACUCCCUGCUCGUGUUCGACUACGAGGGCAGCGGCUCGGACGCCGCCUCCCUGAGCUCCCUCACCUCCUCGGCCUCCGACCAGGACCAGGACUACGACUACCUCCACGAGUGGGGCGGCCGCUUCAAGAAGCUGGCCGACAUGUACGGGGGCGGCGAGGACUAGGCCGGUCGGAGCGCCACCUCAGACCGCAGCACCCUCCCUUCAGCGCGCCAGGGCA